This is a messenger RNA of Dipodomys spectabilis (banner-tailed kangaroo rat), 3986 nucleotides long. RefSeq names its product apolipoprotein B receptor (gene Apobr). Gene Ontology annotation, molecular function: very-low-density lipoprotein particle receptor activity. The record is from RefSeq and is a predicted model, not a curated record. Gene Ontology annotation, cellular component: membrane. Bases 147 to 3047 code for a protein of 966 amino acids. Gene Ontology annotation, biological process: lipid transport; triglyceride metabolic process. Lineage: Eukaryota; Metazoa; Chordata; Mammalia; Rodentia; Heteromyidae. The transcript has 4 exons.
GCAAAGGGGAGGUGCUCAGGGCCCCGGAGUGGAGACGAGUCAGGGAGAGAGAGGGGAAGAGGAAGUGUCUUGGUCCUGGCCAGAAAGGGUUUAGAGUGGGUGGGGACAGUCAGUGUCAGCUCUCUGGACUCGUAGAGACCGACAGGAUGGACUUCCUUCGGCAGCACCUCCCUGGGCUGCAUCAGGCCUUGAGGGGGGCACUGGAUUCACUCAGCACCUUUGUGGCCUACCUCAUAGGAGAUGAGGUCCCCACGGUACAGAGGGAGGCACAGGCUGCCCGUGAACUAGAGGAGGUGGCGACAGGAAAACCAGAGGAACCUCUAGAGGAGGAAGCAGGGGAGAUUGUAGAGCGUCUUAGAGGUAGCCCAGGUGAGGGGAAUGGAGGACUGGAAGGGUCUGGAAGGACGGGAACAUGCCAGGAGGGAAGCUCAGCCGAACAGACCUGGGGAUGGAGAGCAGGCACCUCCCAUGGGUCCCAAGCAGAAGGGCAGGAUACUGGCACCUGGGAGGUAGUCAAGGGCCAGGAGCCAAGUGACCCUUUGGAGGCUGAAGCAGGGUCUAAGACUCAACAAGACAGGAGCAGUGGAGCCCUGGAGAACAGCGAGGAAGCCAAUGAGCAGGAAGUGAGCAGAGGGGAGAUACUGAGAACCUGGGAACAGCAGCAGGAGGAGGAGGAGGAGGAAGAUAGCUGGGUGACAGGGCAAGGGAUGGCCAGAGGGGUGGAGUCACAGCCUGGGAAGCCUGAGCUGAGUAUGGAGAAGGUGGCAGGCAGUGGCAGGGAGACCGAGCAGGGAGACGAGGAAGCAGCUACCGAAACUAAAGGGCUUGGAGAGAAAGAGACUGCGAGGGAAGAAGUGGGGAUGGAGGUGGUGUGGGGUGGAGAGAGCUCAAGGGUAUUAGAGAGUACACAGGGCCCAGGGACAGAAUCUGAAGACUGGAUAGCCCCAGGUAAAGAGGAGGCUGGGAUGGCUUCAGGCAGGGAGGACACUGACUUCUUAGAAACAGACUAUGGACUCCGCUUUGGAAAAAGCAUUCCAGAAGCUAGUGAAAGAGUCUGGGUCCCCCAGAGAGAUCUGGAGGAGGAAGUAGAUGAGAGGGGAGAUAUGGAAAGAAGGCUUCUUUUCCUCACACAGACCCAGGUCUUCGGGCCUGAGGGAACUGAGGAAGCAGCAGAUGGACAGACAACAACAGAAAGAAAGACUGAAGGCCAGAAACAGGAGAAGGCAGGGGAUGGUUCUGAAGGGGAGGGUGACCUGUGUGGUAAAGAGACUGUGAGGAGCCUGGAUUUAACAGUCAGCGUUGACAAGGCCAGGCAGGGAGAGGUGGUACAGGCAGAGGAGACCCAGAGGGUGGAGGGGCAUUAUCAGGCCCCAGCUGCUAGACUGGCCCUGGACGAUGAAGUUGAAGAUCAAACAGAUGUAGAAGAAAUCCCAGAGGCCAGGCCUGAGGAGGAGCUCAUAGAUGAGAGGAAUGAGAAGGCUCACAUCAGCCAAAAAGCUCUAGAGGUGAAGGUCACUGAAUACCAGGAGCCUGAGCCAUGGGGAGGCACCCAGAUUCCAGCUGGGCAAGCUGAGGAAGCGCAGAAUGGUGAAGAUGAGCUUGAGAGAGACCCAAUCCACAGUGAAGAGUGGGGAGAAAGGGGGCUGGAGGCACACCCCCAGCACCUGGAACCUGAAGAUCCUGAGCUUCCUGAAGCAGAAACCUGGGAAAAUGGGAGGAGGAAAGGCACAGAGAGCAGAAAUGUCCAGGAGAAUAAAGAUGCUGAAGGUGGGGAGGAGGAGGCUGCAAGCCAAGCACUGGAGGCAGAGGCUGAGAUCCAGACACAUGGAACAGAAGAGGGCCAGGCCUCUGACACAGAGAACCAGGCAGUAGCAGAAAGCCAAAGGGCGGAGGCAGAGACAGGCCAGUCACUGGCAGAGUCAGAGGCUAGAAAGGGCAAGGCUGGUGAAGUGGAGGUCACAAUGCCAGGGGAGGCAGACAGUGGAGGCUGCAGGCUAGAGGAAGCAGUUUUGAGUCUUCAAGGCAGCCAGGACCCAGGGACCAGUUCUUGGGAUGCUGAGAUUGUGGGGGAUGAGGCUGGGGAAGGACCAGAAGAGGAGGCUGGUGUUUCUUGGGAGGAGGCAUCUGAGAGAGGCUGGGAGUCUGAAGGGCAGGAGAAAGUCAUAGAGGGAGAGAACCAAGGUGGGCAGGAGGUUGGCGCAGUGGGCUCAGCAGAAGAGCCAACUGGCCCAAGUAGCCAAGCAGAGGCUAGUGAGGCCGAGGAGAAAGAACAGGCCGAGGAGGGACGAUCCGCCAUGGAAGGAGGGAUUGGUGAGAUGGAUGACACUAGGUCAGGUUCCCAGGCAGCCAGAGCAGCGGGAGCUGAAGCCAUGGCACAGGGUGAGGGGCUUCUGGAAGACACUAAAGAAGGGCAAGUGAAGGAGCCAAGAGAAGGCAGCGAGGGGCAGCGUGGGGACCACCACCCUGAGGGAGAGGCAGAAAAGCUGCUAGGGGUGGAGGAUCACGUGACUGGAGACCAGACCCUGGAGGCCCAGGGGGCGGAGCCAGAAGCCCUGGAGGAUCACUUGACUGGAGACCAGACCCUGGAGGCCCAGGAGCCCCAGGGGCAGCUGCCACCACCCCAGAUCUCUGCAGAGGCCGUGUCUGCACCCUCGGAGACCACAGAAGCCGUGGAAAGUACCAGAGACGAUCCUGGCAACAGCUGGAGUGAGGCUCUGCUCCCUGGGACCCGCUUGGAUGUCUCCGUCCCACGGAGCCGUGUGCUCCUCUCAAGAAGCUCAUCCCAGAAGCGCUCGAGGCCCUCUUUCCGUCGGUCCCUUGUCCCUGAGCAGCAAGAGGACACUCCCUGUGCCCAGCCCCAGCAGGAACCAUCAGCUCCUGAACACAGACCUCUUCAGCUAGAGGAAGCCCCGGAGCCAAGCCCCCCCAAACCUGAAGGGACCCCAGUGCCAGCCAGGAGAAGGCCCACAGGACAUGGAUUUGGCAUGGCUCAUCCUGGCAUGAUGCAGGAACUACAAGCCCGACUGGCUAGGCCGAAACCCCAGUGAGCCAGACCCCCAGAGAGACUCCGAAGGUUCUACUGGGCUGUGCUCACCCCUGACUUCCUCUGCCUCAGUCUCUUAAUGUGUCAUUCACGGAACCAACAAAACCCAAACAUCUAUGGAAGACCUUGACUAUAAGAAACCUGAUUUUUCUUUUUCUUUUUUUGGCCGUCGUGGGGCCUGAACUCUGGGCCUGGGCGCUGUCCCUCAGCUCUUCAGCUCAAGGCGAGCGCUCUACCAAGGAACCUGAUUUUUCAAUGCUGGUGCAUUGUCCCACACACCCAAUUACUCCCACUGGGACUGAAGGACCCUAAGUGGAGAGUCCUUUUUUUUCAGAGGGAAACUUCACAAACUUCACAAACCCUCACCUGGACCCAGUGACAGGUCCACUUGUUGUGACGAACACCUCUCCAACCUGUUUCUUCCAGCAGGAAGACUGGGGGUUGGACACUAGUGUUCUACAGUUUUCCCUUUCUGGCCCUCAUACCCUACUACGCCCAGCUUCACAGAGCUGUGUAGAUAAUACUACUGGCAUAGAAGCCAGCCUAGAGGUGGAGGUUCAAAGGGCCUGGGGCCACCACUUGGAAUCAAAAGAGCAUGAGUUAGGGUAGCAGAAUAUCUGCCUUGAGUUUCUCCAAAAUGGCAGUGCAGCCCCAGAACUCUCCUGGUUACUCUGGCAACUGCCAGCUGAGCAGGCUGGGUUUGGAAUGGGGCAGGGGUUGUGGGUCAAGAAUCCCAAUAAAUGUAUGAGCCAAGAAGGGAUCAGGGUAGAGCCUGAAAUUGCCAACUCCAUCCUGGGCCAUCGGGUCCCAUGGGUGUCAGGUGCCCUCCUGCGUAAGGAAACAGAGAGGGCAAGGUUUGUUCACUUUUAAUUCAAGUACCCAGUAUGGCAGCCCCGCCUGAGGAUGAAGCAAUAAAUAAAUGAUUGUCUUCCCAAACAAUAAA